AUGGCACAAACGAAAUUCGCUGAACGAAAUGUCAGGAGCGCUUUUGCUGAAUUUCUGAGAACGAUACAAAGAAACAACAACGAAGAGACAGAUGAAUUCUUGUCAAGUGUCACUGAAACGGCGGGAACUCAGGAGGAAGAGAGAGAGGCCGAUUCACAGCAAGAUCUUUCAGCGAAACUCGAAGACGCUCUCCGGAAGAGUGAUGUCAAUGCGAUCUACCGACUCAUAGCUAAUGCAAAGGCAAGCGAAACCACGACAACAGCGAAAGAUACGGAAAAAAUCAAGACACUUGCUUCCUUACAGGUUGCGGAAAGGAAUAAAACGGAGCCCACCGAUCUCAUUGAAGCUGCCCUAGGAAAUGCUUGCCUUUUGGAAAAAAUUUCCUCAAACGAACGUCACUUCGACGGAGUUGAGUGUAGGGAGAGAGCAAAGGAAUGUGAGAAAUUUGCCACUGACAUCGUAGAGCAGAUAAACGCCGCUGAUUCAGGAAACCUGUACAAGAUUAUGGACAUUAAGGGAGAUGGCCCGUUGCUGAAAGGAAAUCACGAAAAUUUCAUUGGGAGUCUUAUUUGUAACGAGCCCCAAGUGCCAGCUCAUUUUUGAUGAGGUUGUUUACCGUGAGUGGCCCAUGUGGUACGAUAAAGGGCUGGCUGUGAAGACCCUUCGGUUCCUCUUUCACUUUAUUGUUAUGUCUUUUGGUAUCAUCGCUUACCUUUUCUUACGGCUUAUAAUGAGGGGCUGUUGUUGCUGUAAAUUAAACGAGAAAGAGGGAUUGUGGAGACUUAGAAAGCUUUACGAGCUCCCAUACUCCAAGUUCAUCAAUCAAACCAUGUCCUACUUAGUAUUUCUUUGCCUGGUCUUCGCCUCCACCUUUCAGACUAAGUUUGGCACAACUAAGACAGGCUUGGGGGCCAUUGACUACGCUGUUCUCACUUUUGUUGUAGGCCUUUCAGUUCAAGAGGCCAUGGAGGCCUAUAGGCAAGGUCUCUCAAUCUACUUUUUAAAAUGGUGGAACGUUGUAGACACUUUGAUCACUUUCACAUUCCUACUGGCCUACAUAGUUUGGUUGAGUGCGUGGGGAUACUAUGAACAAGAGUGGAAACCAAGAAAGGCUGCGUUUAUCGUGGCUGAUGGCAUAUACGCCACGGCCACCGUAUUGUCCUAUUUCCACUUAGCACAUAUCUUCCAAGUCAAUUCAGUGUUGGGUCCAUUGCAACUGUCACUUUACAGAAUGCUCAAGGACGUCCUUAAGUUUCUUGCCAUUUUUCUUCUGCUCUACAUUGCAUUCGCUACAGGCGUAGUCAAGAUAUAUUCGUAUUAUGUGGCUUGUCAACUAGAACUUCAGAAGCAGGACUACAACGAAUCUACUAAAUACCAAGUGUCUCACCCGUAUGGCAGGCACACUGGAUCUUUCAUUGGAAUGUUUUGGUUGUUACUUGGCAUGGUGGAAGAGGAAAAAAUUGCCGUUGACGAUCCAGCGUUUUACCUGACAUCUACGUUCGGGCGUAUCUUUAUUAUAGGCCACGUGAUUUGCACAGUUAUUGUAGCGUUAAACAUGCUGAUUGCCAUGAUGAACAACUCUUUCGACGGAAUUAUGGAAAAUGCGAUCCUAGAGUGGAAGUUUUCAAGAACUCAGAUGUGGUUGGAAUGGAUCGACAAGGGCAAUUCCAUACCUGUUCCUUUCAACACUGCGUACUAUAUUCUUUACAUCUUCACCCCAAACUUCUGGAAAACUUGCUGCAAAACUCGGUGCAAAAACGCGGGAGAAGGAGGCGGAACUAAAGAAGAGAUAGAAAUAGGAAGGGACAAUCAUGGAGCACAAACGGAUUUGCUCGAAGCUGUUAGUGGAGAACAGACGCGCAUGGAGGUAAUGAAAAGAUUAGUUGAGGAGUAUCUUGUAGAUCGCUACGUAGAUAAAUGGGCGGAGCACAAGGUGAACACACGAGCUUUGCGCCCUUAAACCCUCUCCUUUUCCCCAGUUUUCGUUCCUAAACAGUUCAUUAAAUCUCAUGUUGUACAGAGGAGGGAGAUUGGAUUUAUAUAUACAUUAGCCUCUAUGUGGCGCGAAAAUACGCCCAGAUUCUUGUCCGCGGACAUUGUCUGCUUUAAGCAGCGAACAGUUGGGUAGAGCCAAAUUAAAAUAAAAAUUGAAGCUUCCAUGAACAGAUAAAGUCGGAGGACGGAUAUACGAGCAUGUUCUCUUUCUUAUUGGGGGUUUGGGUUUAAAUGUUCUUCAAAAGGUUUUUGCUACGCGUGGAACGAAACAUUUACAGACAGUAACCGUCAAAAUCGAAUGUUCCUAAUUUUCCAGAGCUACUUCAUUUGCCAACGAGUUUGUCUAGCAUCGAAAUUAGAAAAACGCUUUCCUAACUUGAUACAAUGUCUACAAAAAUAUAGAGGCUAUUAGGCGUUCAUUUCUCUGUUUUAACAGGGUUUAUUCGGCCGCGUAAUGUUUUAGAAAAAAAUCGUGCAUUAACGAAAUAUAACAAUUUGAUGAGUUUCAACUUUUCUAAGAAACAUAGAAAUGUAUUGACCGUAGUGUAAAGUUUUUAUUUGUAACCGGUCGGACAUUUAUAGUCUAUAUUUGGUGUAACUAAUAUCUAGUUAAAAGAGUUCAAGUACCCUUCAUUUUAAUUACUGAGUUAUUGUGUAGGAAUCAGACAUUUUUCUAGCGUCGUAUGGUGGAGUGUGGGGUAGUGUCUUUAAAUAUACAUAUGGACUAUUUACUUUUACGAUAUACUUCUCCAUACUUUGAUAAAAUAUUGUAAAAGGAUAGGAUAGUAUCAUAUUUUUCGGAGCUAAUCGUUCGAUACUUUACUUAUUGAGGAAAGUGCUUCAACUGCAAAUGAUUGUGAAAUUUUAUCUGAAAAUUCUUAAAAAUUUGAGUAAAAAUAGAUAUCAAACAACGUAGAUAAAUUUUCAAUAGUUAUGUAAUAGUCGUAGAACGUUUACAUUUAUGUUGAAGAAGUUGAUGAUGGAUGAUGAAAAAGAUUAUUAUUAUCCUGCCUUGGAUCAUUAUACAACGUGCACACUACGUGACUGGGAACGCUUAAAAGAGCGUUACCAGGAAUUUGAGCGAAGCCCUAUUUUGUGUUGGCAUUCAUCAAUAAAGAACGAUCAUCACAGCAAA
Molecule: messenger RNA, 3130 nt
Organism: Stylophora pistillata
Lineage: Eukaryota; Metazoa; Cnidaria; Anthozoa; Scleractinia; Pocilloporidae
Product: short transient receptor potential channel 4
Biological process (GO): regulation of cytosolic calcium ion concentration; calcium ion transmembrane transport
Cellular component (GO): cation channel complex; plasma membrane
Molecular function (GO): store-operated calcium channel activity; inositol 1,4,5 trisphosphate binding
Source: RefSeq, a predicted model, not a curated record